This is a messenger RNA of Zygotorulaspora mrakii, 1188 nucleotides long. RefSeq lists its product as uncharacterized. Lineage: Eukaryota; Fungi; Ascomycota; Saccharomycetes; Saccharomycetales; Saccharomycetaceae. The transcript has a single exon. Gene Ontology annotation, molecular function: ATP binding; RNA helicase activity; RNA binding. The record is from RefSeq and is a predicted model, not a curated record. Bases 1 to 1188 code for a protein of 395 amino acids.
AUGUCUGCAGAAGGAAUUACUGAAGUUGAAGAAUCACAAAUUCUAACCAACUAUGACAAAGUCGUUUACAAGUUCGAUGAUAUGAACUUGAACAAUGAGCUAUUGAGAGGUGUUUUUGGUUACGGUUUCGAAGAGCCAUCUGCUAUUCAACAACGUGCUAUUUUGCCAAUCGUUGAAGGUAACGAUGUUUUGGCCCAAGCCCAAUCUGGUACCGGUAAGACUGGUACUUUCUCUAUCGCCGCUUUACAAAGAAUUGAUGCGACUUUGAAAUAUCCACAAGCUUUGAUCUUGGCACCAACCAGAGAAUUAGCUUUGCAAAUCCAAAAGGUUGUCAUUGCUUUGGCUUUCCACAUGGAUGUUAAAGUUCAUGCCUGUAUUGGUGGUACUUCUUUCCAAGAAGAUGCUGAAGGUUUGAGAGAUGCUCAAAUUGUCGUUGGUACCCCAGGUCGUGUCUUUGACAAUAUUCAAAGACGUAAAUUCAGAACCGAUCACAUUAAGAUGUUCAUCUUGGAUGAAGCAGAUGAAAUGUUGUCUUCUGGCUUCAAAGAGCAAAUUUAUCAAAUUUUCACAUUAUUACCACCAACUACUCAAGUCGUUCUUCUAUCUGCUACCAUGCCAAAUGAUGUCUUGGAAGUUACUACUAAAUUCAUGAGAAACCCAGUCAGAAUAUUGGUCAAGAAAGACGAAUUAACCUUGGAAGGUAUUCAACAAUUUUACAUCAACGUUGAAGAAGAACAAUUCAAAUAUGACUGUUUGACUGAUUUGUACGACUCCAUCUCUGUUACCCAAGCUGUUAUUUUCUGUAACACCAGAAGAAAGGUUGAAGAACUAACUCAGAAAUUGAAGGCUGAUAACUUCACUGUUUCUUCUAUCUAUUCCGACCUACCACAACAAGAAAGAGAUGUCAUCAUGAAGGAGUUCAGAAGUGGUUCUUCCAGAAUUUUGAUUUCCACCGAUUUGUUGGCCAGAGGUAUUGAUGUCCAACAAGUUUCCUUGGUUAUCAACUACGAUCUUCCAACUAAUAAAGAAAAUUAUAUUCACAGAAUUGGUAGAGGUGGUCGUUUUGGUAGAAAGGGUGUUGCUAUCAACUUUGUUACAAAUGAAGAUGUUGGUGCUAUGAGAGAAGUCGAAAAGUUCUACUCUACUCAAAUUGAGGAAUUACCAGCUAACAUUGCUGAAUUGUUUUAA